Meloidogyne enterolobii is the source of this 254-nucleotide messenger RNA. NCBI's taxonomy places the organism in Eukaryota, Metazoa, Nematoda, Chromadorea, Rhabditida, Meloidogynidae. The record is from the annotation of a GenBank genome assembly.
AUGCAAGCAACUUGUAGAGGUAUGCAAAAUUCAAUGCUUAUGUCGAUGGAUAAAAUGGCAGCUGAUCAGCCACCUGUGCCCGUUACACAGGAACCUGUAAAUGAGCCUUCAACACAAAAAGAAAUGGCAGCUGAACAGCCACCUGUACCAAAUACUCAGGAACCUGUAAAUGAACAUUCAACACCAAAAGAAAUGGUAUGAGAAGGGAAAAAAUACUUCCCACAUAAGAGAUCCCAAAGCUAGAUAAAGCACGA